Molecule: messenger RNA, 672 nt
Organism: Cryphonectria parasitica EP155
Lineage: Eukaryota; Fungi; Ascomycota; Sordariomycetes; Diaporthales; Cryphonectriaceae
Exons: 2
Cellular component (GO): SAS acetyltransferase complex
Molecular function (GO): histone acetyltransferase activity
Source: RefSeq, a predicted model, not a curated record
ACUCACAAAACACCAGGCAAAGGUCGUCAAUGGCAUCAAGCAUGAGUUGGACAGGUUGCAGCCGAGCUCGGCCGACAUGGCCAACAAAGCGCAGGGCCGCAAGCUGCGCUCCCAGGAAGGCGUGCGCUACAAGAGCGAGCUGUCGGCCUACUUUCCUGAAUACGACGAGGUGAUUGGAAAUAUACCCAAGGAACACCAUGUAUUGAUGCUCGAUACUCCCAUCGUCGUGGUCAACUCAUCCUUCCCAUCAUCCUCCUCCACCUCCCUGACGCGCCGAGAGCCCCACCGGACACCCUCCACAUUGUCAGUGCGCAGUUACAGCGACAGCCUGUUUACCAACCUCAAUGACGCACACACUAUUGAUCUCAGCUGGCUCGAGUCACAUCACAAGGGAAAGAUCCUGAACGAUCCACUUCCAGAUCGUUAUUACGAGCCAAUACACCGAAAAGAAUCCCGGAAUGAGAAGAUUACGAGGAACGCGGAGAAGGGCCGCUCCCAACAUGAGAAGGAGCAAGUCAUCCGCCUCCUCGACGGUCUGAAAGGACCCGAUUGGCUCAAGACCAUGGGUGUAAGCGGUAUUACGGAGAGCAAAAAGAAACACUUUGAACCGGCCCGAGUGCACUUCAUCAAUAAGUGCGAGGGGGUCCUCGAGAAGUUCCGGAAAUGGGCAGC